AUGAUGGUGGCCCUAGUUCACCACAGUCCUGACGACGACGGGCGGCAUGAGACAGGCGCAUGGGUGUUCGUGUCGAGUGACCCCAACCAUGACUUCGAUUUCCACAUCUACGCCAUGGACAUCAUCCUUCAGUACUACAUCAGGGGGGAUGGGCGCGCCGCUACUGCUGGAACCCCGAUCCCGAAGGUGAAAAUCUUCGCCGACGGGUGCGCCAAACAGUACAAGGGGAAGCGCAACUUUCACGCCGUGGCCAAGAGCUUGCACAGGCUUGGUGCUAUCCUCAUUCACAACUUCGCAGUCACGUCGCAGUUCAAAGGCGCCCACGAUGGCAUCGGAGGGUUGCUGAAGGCUCUGUUGCGAGUAGCGGAGAACAGGGGCCAGCGCAUCCACGACACUCAAGCCACAGCCGACUUCCUCAAAGCCUACGCCGAGGCAAAGGAGGAUAGAGGAGGCCACUUUUCAACCUGGUUUCCCUACCGGAUCAAGAGCUUCCACAUCAAGCUUCUUGGACACCGAGAGAUCCCUCGCCCGAUUGUAGAUUUGACCGGCAUCUCUGGGAGUUCCAAGCUGUACCAGUUCAUGGGAGCGGAGGUCCAGCAGGAGGAGAGCUCGGGCGUAGGCGUAGAGGCGGACGAAUCAAUCGUUCUGACGCUUCCGGCUGUCACGAAGCGAUACGAGCUACGCGUUCGUCAGGCGUCGUGCUGCUGCUCGAAGUGCAGUGUUGGAGCUUACGACGACUGCUUCCCGGCCAGGAAGUAUGCGGGGGUGGUGGGUAUGGUGAAGGCUGUGUCGGGAAAGCACAAGGCCACCAUCCUUCCCGAGGAGCACGAGAACGUCCUCAAGAGAAAGGACACGCGGCUCGCUGGAAAGGACAACGGGAAGGGGGGGGAGGUGGGGGACAAGGGGGGGAAGACGGGCGAAAGGGGACUCAUCGACGAUCUUUGCGACUUGGUUGCGAAGCUGUCGAUGCCAGACAGCGUCGACGUCACCGACGCCAGAAAAAUUCCAGGGGUGUUGACGGACAAUUUGUUUGUCGAGAAGAACUCGGGCCUCGCUGAUGUAGAAGUGCGAAACGCAAUUAAGACGUGGCUAUCCGUAGAGGAUGACCCCAGCGUGUUGGAAGCGAGGUAGCUCUGGAACUGGAGAUUGUGGAGCAGAACAUGGCAAACUUGGAGGUUGAUGCCUCUUCUGACGACGAAGAUGGCGGGGAUAGGCUAGCCUCGUGUAUUACAUCUUCGAUGACAGAGGCU
Messenger RNA from Ectocarpus sp. CCAP 1310/34, 1250 nucleotides. The record is from the annotation of a GenBank genome assembly. Lineage: Eukaryota; Phaeophyceae; Ectocarpales; Ectocarpaceae.